Molecule: messenger RNA, 1029 nt
Organism: Lactuca saligna
Lineage: Eukaryota; Viridiplantae; Streptophyta; Magnoliopsida; Asterales; Asteraceae
Source: the annotation of a GenBank genome assembly
CUUGCCAAACCUUCCUCUGUUCUCACUCCAUUCCGCUCCAUAAAUAUAUAUCUCCGAAAGAGAGCUUCUCAAUCUCCACUUCACUUUUUAUUCUAUUUUGAUUGCUUCGAUUUUGAUUGACUGGUUGAUCGAUCGAGAAGGAGAAUGAGUUCUCAAAUCUACAGAUCUGCAUCACGAGCUGCUAGGUCUUUUCUCUCUUCGGCUUCCAAGCACAAACAUCGUGCUGUUUCCGGACGAACAGCUGCAACAGCAGCAGCAGUUUCCUUCAAAGGAACACUUCCAGCUCUAGCUUCUUUCACCGAUUCCACAAACACUUCCAACAAAUGGAUUGCCGGAGCUCUCGCACUUCCUGCUGCAGCAUACAUGCUUCAGGACCAAGAGGCACAUGCAGCACAGAUGGAGCGAACCUUCAUUGCGAUCAAGCCUGAUGGUGUACAAAGAGGACUGAUUUCGGAGAUUAUAGCCAGAUUUGAACGUAAGGGCUUCAAACUUGUAGCUAUUAAACUUGUGGUACCUUCAAAGGCGUUUGCUGGGAAGCAUUAUCAUGAUCUUAAGGAUCGUCCAUUCUUCAAUGGCUUGUGCAACUUCCUCAGCUCUGGCCCUGUUCUUGCAAUGGUUUGGGAAGGAGAAGGUGUGAUUAGAUAUGGAAGGAAGCUUAUUGGAGCCACGGAUCCAUCCAAAUCAGAGCCUGGAACUAUCAGAGGUGAUUUGGCCAUUGUUGUUGGAAGGAACAUUAUCCACGGAAGCGAUGGACCAGAGACUGCAAAGGACGAAAUUAACCUUUGGUUUAAACCUGAGGAGUUGACUAAUUACACUAGCAACCAAGAAAAGUGGGUCUAUGGAGUCAACUAACUCAUCAUACACAGUUACACACAAACAAUAACGAAAUACACAAACAGAAAUAACACUAAACCAAUUUCUUCAAAAUUUCAUCUUUUAAAAAAAAUAAACUUAGAUAAAUAAAUCUAUCGUUCCUUGUCAAAAAAUUUAGAAGACAUUUUUUUUUUUUUUUUUCGUUUUAAUGUAGAA